AUGCGCUGUUGAGACAUUUAAUCACGUUGCAUUUUGGGGAAUGUAGUUAAAGCCAUUAAAAACUGUGUGUUACAAAACCGUAACAUUAAAUGGCUCAUGUAACUGGUUGUAUUGGAAACGCGUUUCUCAUAGCUCGACUACUAAAAGGACGUCUUCUGUCGUUUAUGUCUGUUAGCUGGCUUUAAAUUAGCUGCACCAUUUACAGCAUUUGCAGGAGUUCAUCCUUCUUGAGGCGAGUCUUGAGAGUUGUUGCCCAAAGUUAUCAGGGACCCACUUCAUUACUCUCCAAUAAGACCAAGGAAUUCACCAGUCAAACCACCAUGUCUGAUAAAAAACGUAAGUCUACAUCUGCUGCUGUGAAAGAGCCCAGUGCUAAGCAGCCAAAGCUGCUUCCCACGAAGGAGAAGGGCUGGCUGCAGGACCGUCUGAAGCAGCAGAGGACAGAGAAGAAGGAGAUGAAAUUCAACACAAAGCGCCUCCACUUCAUAUCUAACACUGAGAAGAUAAAGCAUGGCUCACAGGGUGUCCUGUACUGGAUGUUACGGGACCACAGAGUACAAGAUAAUUGGGCGCUGAUCCAUGCCCAGCAGCUUGCUCUGGAGGAGAAGCUUCCUCUGCACGUCUGUGUCUGCCUGUUUGUCCCAAAAUCAGAGCUGUCCACUCUGAGACAUUUCAGCUUCAUGCUGAAAGGUCUGAAAGAAGUCUCAAAGGAGUGCAAAGCCUUAGACAUCCAGUUCCAUCUGCUCCAUGGCUCAGCUGACGAUGUUCUCCCUGGUUUUGUGUCUGAUCGAGACCUGGGCGCAGUGGUAACAGACUUCUCCCCCCUCAGAGAGCCAAUUCAGUGGUUGGAGAGCGUUAAAAAGACUCUUCCAAAAGAUAUUCCCCUCAUACAGGUGGAUGCCCACAAUGUUGUUCCCUGCUGGGUAGCAUCACCUAAACAAGAGUACGCCGCCAGAACAAUCCGGGGAAAAAUCACAAAGCUUCUUCCAGAUUACCUCACAGACUUUCCUCUAGUGGAAAAGCACACCUACACAGCUGCAAAAACCCCAAAACCAGUAGACUGGGAAGAAGCCCUGGCCUCCCUGCAGAUAGACCAAAGUGUAGGAGAGCCAGAGUGGGCUAAGCCCGGCACCAAGGGAGGAGUCGCCAUGUUGGAGUCGUUCAUUGAUGAACGCCUUAAACUAUUUGCAACCCAACGCAAUGACCCAAACGCUGCCGCCCUCAGCCAGCUUUCCCCCUGGAUCCGCUUUGGCCAGCUGUCAGCCCAGCGUGUGGCACUGCAGGUUCAGCGCAGUGGAAACUCUGCAGGUGCCGCCGUUUCCUCCUUCGUCGAGGAGCUGGUGGUGCGCAGGGAGCUGACGGACAACUUCUGUUUCUACAACAAGAAAUACGACAGCGUUGAGGGGGCUUAUGAGUGGGCUCAGAAGACUUUGAAGGAUCACGCCAAAGACAAGAGGGAGUAUCUCUACACACGGAAACAGCUGGAGAAAGCAAGGACACAUGACAAACUCUGGAACGCCUCUCAGCACCAGAUGAUCACUGAGGGGAAGAUGCAUGGUUUCCUGAGGAUGUACUGGGCCAAAAAGAUUCUGGAGUGGACUUCUUCACCAGAGGAGGCGCUCUCCAUCGCCCUCUACCUAAACGACCGCUAUAGUCUGGAUGGCCAGGACCCCAAUGGCUUUGUCGGUUGUAUGUGGUCUAUCUGUGGCAUCCAUGACCAGGGCUGGAAAGAGAGAGAGAUUUUCGGAAAGAUCCGCUACAUGAACUAUAAAGGCUGCCAGCGGAAGUUUGAUGUAGCGCGGUUUGAGAGAAAGUACUGUCCCAAAAACCUUUAAAACAUCAAAAAGUUUUUGACAGAUUGGGAAUAAAUGCCUAAGAGCAUACAUCUCCUGCAGCUUAAGUUCCAGAGCGCAUCCGUACAGCCUUUUCAAAAAAAAUGUAUAAGAGGAUUCUAUUUCUUUCAAUUUAGGACGACUUGGGGUUUAUUUGACUUAAUGUUCAGGGAGGUGGUUUUUGCUUAUCGAGAUAUUUCACUGUACAGUAUGCAGCUUGCUAAGCUUACGAAGCGUUUGAACUUGGUUUUAUGAUGCCUUUUGUUUUUCAUAUACAUAAUUUUUGUUCUAAACAUGCCUUAUUUGUGUUUAAACAGAGGAUUUGACUCCCUAUUUUAUAAUUCCUAACCAUUUUCCUCUUACCUAUAUCAGUUUGUUUAUUUUUCAGCUGUACACCUGUAAUUGAUCUGAAAUACAGACUUUUUAAACUCGUAUGCACACACCAACUCUCAAUAACUUUGAACUGAUUUCAUAAACACCAUAAAAACAAAGUUAUAGCCACACUUGAAGUGAAUCUGAACAUAGAUGAGCUGCUGUCAAAGGAAUUUAAACGUGGAUGCAUUCGUGAAUCAACAAUGGAAAACGAAAAAUAUGAAUGUGUGCUUGUAUUUACAGGUACUGAUUUACAUCAUGUUUGCAAAUAUGGUUUUCCUAAGCACUGAUGUCAUAAGCAUAUAAACAAAAAUCUCCCCUCUACUAUGGACCUUUUUAUUUUGUUCUUUUAAAGGUGGAGAUAUACUCAAAGUUGUGCUUACCUGAUAAAUAACUUUAAAACA
Molecule: messenger RNA, 2608 nt
Organism: Eleginops maclovinus (Patagonian blennie)
Lineage: Eukaryota; Metazoa; Chordata; Actinopteri; Perciformes; Eleginopidae
Product: deoxyribodipyrimidine photo-lyase-like
Exons: 10
Coding region: 321-1835 (504 amino acids)
Biological process (GO): photoreactive repair
Molecular function (GO): deoxyribodipyrimidine photo-lyase activity
Source: RefSeq, a predicted model, not a curated record